Messenger RNA from Blumeria graminis f. sp. triticale, 2208 nucleotides. NCBI's taxonomy places the organism in Eukaryota, Fungi, Ascomycota, Leotiomycetes, Helotiales, Erysiphaceae. The record is from the annotation of a GenBank genome assembly.
AUGCCUUACACAUCCCCCUCGUCUCGCUCGCCUGCUACAUCAGCAUCACAAUCACCGAAUGAUAGUCGACGACCCUCAUUUCAAACUGGAUCUUUCACUUCGCCUAAAUCUGAGCUGCCUCGGUCGGCUUCAUAUCUCAGCCAUCAUCGGCGGUCGGCUUCGCUCAAGGCACCAGUACGGGGCCUGAAGUUUUUAGAACCACCACCCGAGUGGGCGGGAGAGUGUCGUGGCUUGAAAUCUGGUUUACGGCAGUCACCUCCUCCUAUUACUCAGGAACGACUCAUACCAACAGGAGCUGUAAUUUCACCGCCGGAAUCAUCCAACAACUCAAGUGAUGAUGAAUCUCGGAAUUUAAAUAAUCGCUAUCUUCGAUUAGAGAAUUUGGUGGAGUUAAAGGCAGCUAUUCAUGAUCUUGAACAGCACAGGAGCGAACCACACACGCAGCUUCCACUAGACAGCAAUAAAACUGAUCAAGCCGUUAUCCUUCUAGCACCUGCAGAGCUCAAAAAAAUUGAAAAGUCUAGCGAUGAUAUGAAUAUAUCUGCACCACGUAGGCUAGCACACUAUCGAGCUAAGACAGAAGGCGUAAUUUUUAAUCUUUCAGCACCGCCUACUGUUUCAGAAAAGCUAUUGACAGGCUCGGAUGAUGAAAAUUUGUCCGAUGAUGAAGAUUUGCUCUCAGUUUGCAAGCCACCAAUGGUGAGGAAAAAGUCUGGGGAAUUAGUGCGACCCGCCCUCCGUCCCUCCUCUGCGCGGCGACGACCUUCAAGUAUGCCAGGCACACCAACAUUCUCCAAGGCCGUACAUUUUGAUUCUCAGUUGGAGCAUAUUAGGCACUUUUUGCAGGUUGAUCGUCCACUUGCUGUGAGCGCUGGAUCGUCUCCUGUGCCUGCAUAUGACAGUGAUAACGAAUUUCCGUUUGGUGAGGAUGAAAGGCGUGACUCCAUAUAUGAGUGGGAGAUAGUUGUGGCAAACUUCCCACCAGAGACAUCCCUUCGCCUUGCGCAAGCAGUUAGGGUCGAGCGUGUGUUUCUAUCGUCUGACAACAAAACUCUGGUUGGCAUGGUAGCCGUGGCAAAUUUGGCUUUCAAUAAACUAGUCGUCGUCCGGUUUACACUUGAUUACUGGAAGACAACAUCAGAAGUAGUCGCAGAAUUUAAUCAGGAUUUACGACAGCCCGCUCAAGAUGGAUAUGACCGCUUUCAUUUUAACAUAAAACUGACCGAUCAAGCAAACUUAGAAGCCAAAACUAUGUUUUUCUGCGUCAAGUACUGUGUGAAUGGCGUAGAAUAUUGGGAUAACAACGACUCAACCAACUUCCAGGUUGAUUUCCGAAAGAAGAAGAUAUCAGGAAAAGGAGCCAAGCGAUGGCAAGACUCGGCCAAGUCGAGUAGGCAAUCUCUCCCUCGAAGUAGUCAUCGAUCCCCAGCAUUACGUCCUAGGUCUAUACCAAUGGCAUUUGAUGAUUUUUCAGACGGAUUUAGCGACAAAUAUGCACUCUCCGACUUUAAAAAUACCGUACGUGAUUACUUAGGUGAGGCAACUGCUCUCGACCGGAACGAUGACGAAGGAACAAUUAGUCGGUCGUUGGAAGGUCAUGGACGGCGCCAUGGUCAAACUAAUGGAAAUGUUUUUGGAAAUCGUUAUGACUUUGGUGCAUCGCUGACAGCUGCAAUCAAGUCUGCAAAUCUGUCGGGACGAGAUCGGUGUGACGGAUACAUCCCAAAGAAGGCAACAUGGGAUGAAUCAGUUUCUCCACUUAGUGAUGAGCCCCAGGUGCCUGUACAAUCAGAUGGCCCUGAUAAAACCUUAAGUGCCAGCUACAAUAUGGCUCGACGCAAUGGGGCUGAAAAGCCUUGUCUUUCAUCGCAAUCCUACAAUGAGUUACUUGAUAAGUAUUGCUUCUUUGGAUCAACAAAAGGUACACCGCAACUUAAGGAUGAUAAUGUGCAUACCAGUGCAUUUAGCAGUAGAAACAAUGGUGCUUAUGACUAUGGGUCUACGAAUAUUCCGACUUCCAACUCACCCGGUGGGAAUGAUAUCCAACAUCAUCUAACCUCUCAGAACGUUGGCGCGAGAAGAAGUCGCUCUCCCUCACCUGGCUCCACGACGGGAUUCGUUUCGGGUAUGUUUCCGAUGUACCAAAAUUUUCAUGAUAGCUUUCCCUUCCUCGACGCUCAUGCCGCAACAGCAAUUCGAGGUCAAUAG